Messenger RNA from Crotalus tigris (Tiger rattlesnake), 3103 nucleotides. Its product is annotated as GTPase IMAP family member 8-like. Lineage: Eukaryota; Metazoa; Chordata; Lepidosauria; Squamata; Viperidae. Bases 172 to 2505 code for a protein of 777 amino acids. The transcript is spliced from 12 exons. Gene Ontology annotation, molecular function: GTP binding. The record is from RefSeq and is a predicted model, not a curated record.
CCCCGCCCGCCCCGGUGGAGGGGGGGGAAAGGGAAGCGGGACGGCUCCUGGGAGGCGCGGGGAGAUCCAGAGCCAGACGGGGAUCGCGCGCAGCUUUCCCAGCGGCAGCAGCAACAGCGCAGUCCGGAGCCGAGAGAAUCCCCCCCACCCCGCGAGCAUCCACAGCCAGGAAUGAGCUAUCGGACCACCCGCCCGGGAACUAUGGAGGAAGAGAUCAGCAUGGGGGAGGACGCCGAACUCCGGCUGAUCCUGGUGGGGAAGUCCGGAGGCGGGAAGAGCGCCACGGGCAACACCAUCCUCGGCCGGCCGGUGUUCAAGUCCAUCCUGGAGCCAAACACCACCACCGUGAAGUGCCAAAAGGGUGAAGGAAGAUGGCGGGACAGGAAGAUCUCCGUGGUCGACACACCCGACAUUUUCAAUUCUGAAAACCACAGUGAGAUUGUGCAAAAUGAGAUUGCGGCUUGCGUCCAACUGUCCCGGCCUGGCCCUCACGCCCUGAUCUUGGUGACCCAGGUGGGGCGCUUCACCGCCGAAGAUGUGACAGCUGCAAAACAGGUCUUGGAUAUCUUUGGGGACGAGUCAGCCAGGUGCACGAUCGUCCUCUUCACCUGCAAGGAGAAUUUGGGAGGGGAAUCCCUGCAGGAGUACGUCCAAAGGUCGGACAGCCACAAUCUGCGGGAGGUGAUCUGGCGGUUUGGGGACCGCUUCUGCGGCUUCAACAACAAGGCCACCGGAGCCGAGUCGCAGGCGCAGGUCUCGGAGCUGAUGGAGCUGGUGCAGAGAGUCGUUUCGGAGAACGGGGGGAGACACUACGUCAGCUGGAUGUACGACAUCCCCAUGACAGCGACGGAUGACGAGGCCAAGCUGGUUCCAGAUUCCGUGAUGGAUGCUCCUCUUCAUCAUGCUGAUGGAGAACGUGAAGAAGCGACGAUAGAAGAUACGGCAGCAGGGACACCAGUUCCAGAUUCCGUGAUGGAUGCUCCUCUUCAUCAUGCUGAUGGAGAACGUGAAGAAGCGACGAUAGAAGAUACGGCAGCGGCGACACCAGAUUCCGUGAUGGAUGCUCCUCUUCAUCAUGCGGGUGGAGAACGCGAAGAAGCGACAAUAGAAGAUAUGGCAGCUGCGACACCAGAUUCCGUGAUGGAUGCUCCUCUUCAUCCUAUGGAGGGAGAAUGGGGAGAAGUGGCGAUGGAAGGGAAGGACGCCGAACUCCGCCUGAUCCUAGUGGGAAAAUCCGGAGGCGGGAAGAGCGCCACGGGCAACACCAUCCUCGGCCAGUCAGUGUUCGAAUCCAUCCUGCAGCCAAACACCACCACCCUGAAGUGCCAAAGGGGGCAGGGAAGCUGGCAGAACAGGAAGAUCUCCGUGGUCGACACACCUGACAUUUUCAAUUCUAAAAACCACAAUGAGUCUGUGCGAUGCGAGAUCGGGGCUUGCGUCGAACUCUCCCGGCCUGGCCCCCACGCCCUGAUCUUUGUGACCCAGCUGGGACAAUUCACCCCUGAAGAUGUGACAGCUGCAAAGCGUGUCUGGGAGAUCUUUGGGGACGAGUCCGCCAGGCACAUGAUCGUCCUCUUCACCUGCCUGGAGGAUUUGAGAUGGGAAUCCCUGCAGGAGUACGUUCGAAAUUCCGAGAACCGCAAUCUGCGGGAGCUGAUCCGGUGGUGCGGGAACCGCUACUGUGGCUUUAACAACAGGGCCACGGGAGUCGAGUGUCAGGCGCAGGUCUCGGAGCUGAUGGAGAUGGUGCAGAGAGUCAUUUCGGAGAACGGUGGGAGUCUCUACAUCAACCGGCUGCAUGAGGUGCCUGAGACACUAGAUUUGUGCUGUGCGGCUUGUCUGGAAAUGGCUGGAAGCAUCCAAGAACCCGAACGGAGGAUUGUCCUGGUGGGCAAAACCGGGAAUGGGAAAAGCGCGACGGGAAACAGCAUCCUGGGAGGCAGACACUUUGUUUCCGUCAUGUCCCCUAAGUCAGUGACGGCGACUUGCCAAAAGGUGGAGAAGACCUGGAACGGCCGGAAGAUUAUGGUUGUUGACACUCCUGGCUUUUUCGACACCAAGGUUUCAGACAAGGAAACUGCUGCCGAAGUGAAGAAGUGCGUGAGCAUGUGCAACCCAGGUCCGCACGUCAUUCUGCAGGUGAUGCGUCCUGGCCGUUUCUCCAAGGAGGAAAAGAAGGUGGCGAAGCUGAUCAGUAAAAUCUUCAGCUUGAACGCCAAGAAUUACAUGAUCCUCUUGUUCACCCGGAAAGAAGACCUGGAAGGAAUGAGUCUGGAGAACUUCCUAUCUCAGGGUGACGACUCGCUUAAAAGACAGACCAAGCAGUGUGGACAACGCUACCUGGCCUUCAACAACAAGGCCGAAGGAGAAGAACGGGAGGAACAGAUGGCCGAAUUGAUGACCAUGAUCGAUCGGCUCGUAGACAACAACGGAGAAGCUCCUUGUUACACAGAAGACAUGAUGAAGAAAGAUGGAAAGCACUACAAAAAGUGUUCUAUUCUCUAACAGACACCAGAAAGAAUCUCUACUGGAUCCUCUGCUCCAUGGGGGCAGCUCUCCCCAAAGCCACAGCCCCGCGUUUUCCCCCUUCUGCUCUGAGUUCUAAUCCAGACCUCCGAAGAACCCCAGUCAAGAGAUUCGUGGUUGACUCUCCCUCAGAACCCGGUUUCUCCUCUCGGAUGACGGGGACUUCCUACAGUGGGAAGAUCCUGUUCCCCCCUUCCAGUAUCAGCUGGCCCCACAGCCUAAUACUCUCCCAUCCUGGACCCUUUCUUUUGGACCUCUCAGUCCUUCGAGGUAGACCAGACCAGGAAUCCACCAACGCAAGAAAUAUUAGAGCUGGACUUUAUCAGUAGAAACGACAGCAGGAGAAUCUUGAAACCGUCUCAACUCCCGCUGGCACCAAAGCGCAUCAAGGCCAGGCAGCCUUGAGGUUCUUUCUCAUCCUUUCCUGCUUUCCUGGGGAGAAUUCGUGUUUUCCUAACACAGUGGUUCUCCACCUGUGGGUCGGGACCCCAUUUGGGGUCGAACGACCAUUUCACGGGGGUCGCCAAACAACACAGUCCGCCAUUUUUUCCCCCUUUUCCUUAGCUGUGCUACUCCC